UCAAGUCUCAACUGUUCAAUUGACCUAUAGCACACACACACACAAACUAAUUUCAUAGAAUGAGGAUUGUCGACCCCCAAUCCGCCGUUCUCUCGAAUAUCGAGGUCCUAGCCUACCUCACAGCCAACCCGCCGCGACGACCCCCGAACCCGCCGCCGAACUCCAGGCACUGGGUUCCCAGUCCCGAUCUGCGCGACCACAAUACUGUCGUCAAAGAGAUUCACAACUACGUCUCCCGCCUCUCCCCGCACCUCCAAACUUACCCUCAAUACACGCAUCUCCCGCUCGCAGAACUCGAAGCGCAAGCGCAAGCUCAAGCCCAAGCCCAAGCGCAGGCAGCCACUCACAACAACAAUAACAACACCUCAUCAACGACAACACUCCCAACCCUCCUACCGCCCACGACGCUCAACAAACCCACGCCGAUCGACCAUGCCCUCCGCGACCUCGUCACGCGGCUGCAGCCCUACGGCCUCACGAAGGGCGAGGUUCUCAUGAUCAUCAAUCUGGGAAUCGGAUUGACGCCCGCUGCUGCGGCGGAGGAAGAGGAGGGCGAUGAAGAAGCGGGGUCCGAGGAAUAUGAGGAGGUGGAAGAGGAGUUGAUAGAGGAUGACCGUGCUGCGGCUGCUGCGGAGGAGGAGGGGCAGCAGGCGGAUGAGAUGGAGGUGGACGAUGGUGCGGUGGCGGCGGGAGAAGAUGCUGUUGCUGAUGGGGAGAAUGGAGAAGCAGGGGUGGAGGAGGAGUUGUCGGAGGAGGAUUACGGGGCGUUGGCUUUGCUGGAUACGGUCAUCGAGGAGCGGGAGGAGCGGUUGAGUAAUGCGGAUGUGGCGGGGAUUUUGGCUAUUAUUCGGGAGACACUAGGAAGUGGUGGUGGUGGUGGUGGUGCGGCGGCGGCGGCGAGCUGAGGUUGAUGGUGGGGGGCACGAAGCAAGAAACUAACAUAACAAGCAGAUGGUGGUGUUUGAUUCUAUAUACCCGUGGUGUUACGUGAAAGAGUUACAUUGUAUACUGGAAGGGGUCUCAUUUUUAGGCUGGAUUUCAAAAGGGUUCUGCAUGUGAGGACUUUUAAAAAGCAGGAAUUAGGUCAUGUUCUAUCUAUCUAUACAAU
This is a messenger RNA of Aspergillus saccharolyticus JOP 1030-1, 1108 nucleotides long. RefSeq lists its product as uncharacterized. Gene Ontology annotation, cellular component: RNA polymerase III complex. Lineage: Eukaryota; Fungi; Ascomycota; Eurotiomycetes; Eurotiales; Aspergillaceae. The transcript has 3 exons. The coding region runs from base 60 to 905 and encodes 281 amino acids. The record is from RefSeq and is a predicted model, not a curated record. Gene Ontology annotation, biological process: transcription initiation at RNA polymerase III promoter.